AUGUUCACCGUCAAAGCCACCUACCGCGGGGAAACCCGUAAGUUUACCUUUGCUGAUACUCAUGCCUUCCCUUCCUUCCUUCAACUGUACAACCAGCUCUACCGUGUUUUUCCCCAUCUCAGCCAUAGUUACUUUCUUUCCAAGCUUCUCUUCUCUCCCAAUUCUUCAGCGUCUCGCAUUUUGGUCGCCCGAGAGGUGCACAGUGCCGACGAGUACAAGUCGGCUAUUUCAAAUCCCAGUCUAGUGGGCAGGUGGCCCAGUCCGAUGCUCAAGUUUAGCGUGUUCGACCAGUCACCGCACAAGCCGCCGUUUGCCGGAGACUCGGGACGGAUUCAUUGGGGUGUUCCCGCCCGGGAGUACGACUCGCCCAGACUCCGCCUCUCCCUUGACCCGCUUUGUUCGUCACUGCCGCCAGCACAGCCCCCGCCCAACUUUGCCGGCAUUCCCCCGCCGCCGAUCCUCUUCUCCUCGCCGCCCAGACCUCAGACACUGGCGCCUAUGGAUAUCGAUCAGUUUGCCGUACCUCCACAGCCAUUCUCGACUCGAUCCCCGUCCCCGCAGCCACGGUCCCAGUCGCAGUGGGCCACCCAGUCACAGAAGCAGACUUCGUGCUGCGCCGUCGACCAGGCCAAAGAUGAAAUUCGUACCCUCAUGGACACCUUUAAGAGGGACCUUGACCGAAUCCUCAAGGGUACCUUUGGUGACAACUUUUUGGAACAGAACAUGUUUUCUCAGCCUCCUCAGAGCGUCUUUGGAAGGCCCUUCAUUCCACCAAUGGCUUGUAUGUACCAUACAUGUGCCAAGUGUUUCAAGCUCUUCCAAGGACCGUGGCAGGCCUGCCAAAAGUGUGCCCGUAUUGUGUGCAACGAAUGCUACCAGCAUCCCAACUCCUCUCUGCUCGAGAGCCCUUGCGUUGAAACCCUUGGUCGCCACCCUCUCGCCCCAGGGCCUCGUGUCAUAGAGUCUCCGAAACCGGUAGGGACACCUUCUGCACCGCCAAUCAUCCACCACGGUGUUAUGUGUGACUGUUGCUCGAAGCAGAUUGAGGGAAUUAGACACAAGUGCUUAGACUGCUCCGAUUACGAUCUAUGCACUAAAUGCAUUACUACGGGUGGUGCUGAGCAACAUGACCCCUUCCACGAGUUUUGGGAGGUCACUGAACCAAGCCGCGUCAUCAUUUCCCGUAUCGGAAGUACUGCGUCACCGGUACCUACUCCGGCACCCGCGCCGCAGGCUCCCACGCCAGCCGUUACUCCUGCUGUUCAUGGUGCGACUUGUAAUCUCUGUGACUCUCGCAUUCGAGGUGACCGUUAUGUGAGUACCUUGUGCUCAAGAAAGCCUUGCCCCGUACUCACUGUUCGCUCUCAGAAAUGUGUUAACUGCCCGGAUUUCGACACUUGCGGCUCGUGCUACGCUAUUACCAAGGAACAACACCCUCAUCAUACGUUCGUCAAGAUUUCCAACCCCGCUGAUUACUUGCGUUCCAAUGAGCCCUUAGGUGCCAUGCAUAUGGCGGUUUGCAACGCUUGUAACAGAAGCAUCUUCGGCGUACGAUACAAGUGCAUGCACCACGAAUGCCCCGAUUUUGACCUUUGCGAACGCUGUGAAGCUAUGCCGAUUUCUGUCCAUCCUCCCAACCACCCUCUUCUGAAGAUGAAGUCGGCAAAUACUGUUAUUCCUACAGUUUACCACGUCGGCCAAACCACGUUGAUUGAUGUCGAUGCAGGCCGAGGUCGCUCUCCUCUCAGGUUGAGUACUCCCCUGUCUUAUGUGACUCGGUCGCGUUCCCGCUCCCACUCUUAUGACCGCGGUGUCCUUCGGAAUCCGUCUUGGGAGAAGGCACCUCCUCACUCUGGGGCUUACCCAUUCGCGUUGAGGACCCCAUCUCCUCACCCUUCCCCUCCUAUGACAAUCCCUGAGCCCUUAACUAAGUCGAAUAAAGCUUCUCGGCCAUACCCGCGAUUGUCGUUUCCCGAAUUGAUCAAUCUGAUGGAACCUGCCUCGCCAACUAGCCCAACCCCGGAGACCUUUAUGACGCCUGUUAAUCAGCCCUCGAAUAUUCCUAACGUCGAUGUUGCGGAGGCUAAAUCAUCUGUCUCUCCAGUCGUAAAGUCUGUGAAGGAUGAUUCUCCUUCACUUCCUCCUCUACCGCCACCUACCUCUCGGCAUCUCAGUAUCCCGGACUUGCUCAUAUCAUCUCAGGAAUCACUCGCGUCUGAAACUGUGACACCCAACAAAGAAAAGAGUCUCAGCGUAUUUUCUGAUGACACCCUACCCGCUAUCGUUGAGGCCGAAGCUGACUUCGUCGGAGAUGUUACCGCACCGGAUGGUCAAGUCUUUCCCCCGGGUGCUGAGUUUAUGAAGUGCUGGCGCAUGAAGAACAGCGGUUUGAACAACUGGGAAGAAAACACGCAACUAGUGUUCGUAGCGGGAGAGUCGUUUAUCCGUGAUUCGGGAUCAUAUGUUAUGCAUGUCGGACCUGUGGAUGCUGGUGAUGAGGUCGAUGUUUGGACCGGGGAAUUGAAGGCCCCUGAGGUUCCUGGAAGAUAUAUUGGCUACUGGCGCUUGAAGAAUGGCUCGACUGGCCUGUUGUUUGGCGAGAGCAUUUGGAUCGAUGUCGUUGUUGCAGAGCCUUAUCGUCAACAGAUGAAUACGAAUGCGGCUUCUGAAGCACCCUCUUCGAUGACAUCCUCGUCCGUGAUUGUUAUGCCUAACGCACCUGCGAGCCUGCAACCACCGCUGGAAGUCACUCAACAACAACUCGAGCGACUGAGCCUUUCUAACUCAAACCCUGCUUCUCCGGUGAUCGCACCGUCGUCUGUGGACGUUGUCUCUAUUGCUGGGUCCGACGAAUCCUUCUCUGGCGCGUCUUUAAUUAGCGCCCCUUCGUCGGAUUCGUCUGAUGAGGAACUCUGGGAAGAUAGCCGGAUGAACGCGUCAACUGCGGAUAGUCAACGCACCGCUGUCCCGCCAAGAGCGAAUGCUUUGGACUACGUGGUGUUGUACGAUGAGAAUUCUUCAUCGGAGGAUGAUGCUUAA
Messenger RNA from Desarmillaria tabescens, 3039 nucleotides. RefSeq lists its product as uncharacterized. Lineage: Eukaryota; Fungi; Basidiomycota; Agaricomycetes; Agaricales; Physalacriaceae. The record is from RefSeq and is a predicted model, not a curated record. The coding region runs from base 1 to 3039 and encodes 1012 amino acids. Gene Ontology annotation, molecular function: zinc ion binding. The transcript has 11 exons.